Limulus polyphemus (Atlantic horseshoe crab) is the source of this 1467-nucleotide messenger RNA. RefSeq names its product visual pigment-like receptor peropsin. Gene Ontology annotation, molecular function: G protein-coupled receptor activity. Lineage: Eukaryota; Metazoa; Arthropoda; Merostomata; Xiphosura; Limulidae. The transcript has 6 exons. The record is from RefSeq and is a predicted model, not a curated record. Gene Ontology annotation, biological process: G protein-coupled receptor signaling pathway; visual perception. Bases 1 to 1323 code for a protein of 440 amino acids. Gene Ontology annotation, cellular component: membrane; photoreceptor outer segment.
AUGGUUGAACUGGACUUUCACGGUUGCGCUUUAUCACAGAAGAAGCGUAAGAUGACAAGCAACGAGUUCGGUUCCGUAAAUCUCAACAAAUCCAAGAACGAAACGUUUGAAAUAUCUACCGGAGACGUAUUCCUAGCAAUGGAUGCAUAUUUUCCACCAUCAACUCACAUUGUUGUUGGAAUAUAUUUAACUAUAGUAGGAAUCUUAGGGACGAUUGGAAAUGGAGCCAUCAUCACAAUGUUUAUUCGUUUUCGAGCUUUAACCACGCCAACAAGCCUCUUACUGAUCAACUUAGCUGCAUCCGAUUUAGGGAUAUGUCUCUUUGGUUACCCGUUCUCCGCUUCUUCAAGCUUCGCCAAAAGGUGGCUCUUCGAGUACAUCGGAUGUCAGUUAUAUGCAUUUACGAGUUUUCUCUUUGGCUCUGCUCACAUUGGGACAUUAGCUCUUUUGGGAUUGGACCGUUAUAUGAUGACAUGUAAGAUUGACCUCAGUAAGAGAAGAUAUAUUCAGAUCAUAUGCUGUGUUUGGGCCUACGCUAUUUUCUGGGCAAUGAUGCCUUUCCUGGGAUGGGGAAGGUAUGGGCCAGAGCUUAGCAUUGCCACUUGUAUUAUCGACUGGAGACAUAACGACAGCAAAUAUAAGUCCUUCAUUAUCGCUUACUUCGUCCUGGGUUUCCUCGUACCUUUCUUGAUGAUCGCCAUUUGCUACUACAAGGCUGCUUGUCAACUAAAUCUCAAACCUUUUCCUUUGCAUCUUCACAGCACCACUUGUGAUCAGUGGGCUAAUGAGCGUAACGUAACAUUAACGUGUAUAGUGGUUGUCAUCGCCUUCCUGGUAGCCUGGACGCCAUAUGCUACACUGUGCCUUUGGACAGUUUUCCGACCUCCAUUUACUGUUCCCCCUUAUUUCACUUUGAUGCCACCUCUUUUUGCUAAAGCUUCAGCCGUUUUCAACCCCAUUAUUUACUACGUGGCUAAUCCACGUCUACGCAUGGGGAUACGUGCACUCCUCAAAUGCUCUGACGAUUUUCCCAACGGGAUGGAACCGAAUAAUCCCGAAGCCUUAUCGGAAAUACGACAAGUACCGAAUAAUCCCGAAGCAUUAUUGGAAAUACAUCAAGAAUCGCGUAAUCCCGAAGCUUUAUUGGAAAUACGACAGGUAUCUAGUAAUCCCGAAAUCGUAUUGGAAAUACAUCAACUAUUGCGUAAUCCCGAAGCUUUAUUGGAAAUACGACAGGUACCGAAUAAUCCCGAGGCCUUAUCUGAAAUACAACAGGUUUCGAGUAAACCCGAAAUUACGUCGGAAACACCAGAAUAUAUCUGAGUUUUUAUUCAGGAAUCACCUUUAAUCAGCUUCAUUAGAUGAUGAACUAAAUAGAGAUGUUAUCAAGGAAUUGUUAAAGUCCUACAUGUGUGGCACUAUUUGUUUAAGUUUUAACAGAGAUUAACUUUGAUAUAUGAGAAAGAU